This is a messenger RNA of Paralichthys olivaceus (Japanese flounder), 440 nucleotides long. The record is from RefSeq and is a predicted model, not a curated record. Lineage: Eukaryota; Metazoa; Chordata; Actinopteri; Pleuronectiformes; Paralichthyidae.
AGGCGGUAGAUAUCCUGAAGGAGAUGAAGGAGAAAGGUGUGGUGUUGAACGAGUCAAACCUCACCAUGCUCUUCUACGUGUUCAACAGCUUAGUGGCCGAAGGUGGCGUCUCCACCAUCCGACGGCUGCAGGACACCAUCUUCACCCUCGGUCUGGCCAAGCCCACCACCAAUCUCUGUUCCCCCCUGAUUUCUGCCUACCUGGAGAGUAAGGACCUGUCCGGAGCUCUGGAGGCAACGCUGGACUUUCAGAAGCGCUACAAUCAGCUGCCUCGCAUUCACGACAUCCUCGUCGCUCUGGUGGAGAAAGGAGACACAGAGCUGCUGCAGAAAGCCAUGGACUUCGUGAGUCAGGAGCGAGGGGAGAUGAAUAUGCUGUACGAUCUGUUCUUUGCAUUCCUGCAGACAGGCCGCUUCCGGGAGGCUCGUAAGAUCAUUGAG